AGGGCCCUAAUUGCUGGUCUCUCACACAAACACACAGAGCUGCUUUAUCUCCAGCCGGCCACACCACGCUUCAACAGACAGCCCAGCGACUGCAGCCUCCACAGUUCAACACCCCCUCACCACCCUCUGCAUACACCACAACCACCUUAA
This is a messenger RNA of Xyrichtys novacula (pearly razorfish), 150 nucleotides long. The record is from the annotation of a GenBank genome assembly. NCBI's taxonomy places the organism in Eukaryota, Metazoa, Chordata, Actinopteri, Labriformes, Labridae.